Molecule: messenger RNA, 1374 nt
Organism: Dujonia railenensis
Lineage: Eukaryota; Fungi; Ascomycota; Pichiomycetes; Serinales; Debaryomycetaceae
Source: the annotation of a GenBank genome assembly
AUGUCCAAUUACUCCACCUUAUCUACUGCUUCAUUGUCUGAAUGGAAAGUUGAGAUCGAGAAUGAUUUACCUACUCAACUCGGAGCCGCUGCUUUGCAAAUAUAUAAUGCUGAUGAGACCUUGAUCAACAGAAAGGCUCUCUUGAAGAAUUCGACCAAGGUUUUCAACAACAAAAUUGAAAUUGAAGGUGCUCCGGUUACCAACCAAAAGUCUUCAGGAAGGUGUUGGUUAUUUGCUGCGACUAACGUCUUGAGAGUCAAGAUCAUGAAGAAGUUGAACUUGAAGGAAUUCCAAUUCUCUCAGUCAUUCUUGUUCUUUUAUGAUAAGUUAGAGAAGUCCAAUUUCUUCCUCGAGCAAAUCAUUGCUAGCCCUGAUGAUGAAGUUGAUUCUAGAUUUAUUCAACAUUUGUUGACUGACCCGGUCGGUGAUGGUGGUCAGUAUGAUAUGUUUAUCAACAUCGUAGAGAAGUAUGGAUUGGUUCCUCAGGAAACUUUCCCUGAUGUUUACACAUCCACCGCUUCAAGAACACUCAAUUUCCUUGUCACCACCAAAUUGAGAGAAUUCGCAGAAGUGUUGAGAAAUGAGUUGAAGGCUGGCAACUCCGUUGAAGCUUUGAAGCUCUCCAUGCAGAAGGAGAUCCACAGAUUGUUGGUGAUCUUCUUAGGCCCACCACCUUCUCCAGAACAGCAAUUGUCCUGGGAAUAUACCGACAAAGAUGAUAAGUAUGGUAAACUCGAGUUCACUCCAAUUUCCUUGUACAAGGAAGUUUUGGGUGAAGAUUUGAGUAAAUGUGUCUCCUUAUUGAAUGAUCCAAGAAACGCAUACAACAAGAACAUAAAGAUCGAUAAGUUAGGUAAUGUUGUCGGUGGUAAGACAGUCAAGUACUUGAACGUUGAUAUCGAUGAUUUAAGUGACUAUGCUGUGAAGCGCAUUCAAAGCGGAGAAGCUGUAUUCUUUGGGACCCACACCCCAAUCUACAUGGACAAAAAGAGAGGUAUCAUGGAUGAAUCGUUGUAUGACUACAAGUUGAUCAACUACGAGGCUAAACAGCAAAAAGCCAGUAGGGUUGAAUACCACCAAUCAUUGAUGACACAUGCCAUGACUUUAACUGCUGUUCACUUGGACGAAGAGAACAAGCCUGUUAGAUGGAGAGUGGAAAACUCCUGGGGUAAGGAUUCUGGUAAUGAUGGAUACUAUAUCAUGGACCACCAGUACUUCAAGGACUAUGUCUACCAAGUUGUGGUUAAGGAUACAGAAUUGACCGAUGAACACCAGGCCAUUUUUAAGGAUGAUAGCCAAUCUGUUACUUUACCACCAUGGGAUCCAAUGGGAGCAUUGGCAGUUUUCAGCAAUGCAACACAAAUUGAAUAUUAG